Lontra canadensis (Northern American river otter) is the source of this 2842-nucleotide messenger RNA. Its product is annotated as UPF0577 protein KIAA1324-like. The transcript is spliced from 17 exons. The record is from RefSeq and is a predicted model, not a curated record. Lineage: Eukaryota; Metazoa; Chordata; Mammalia; Carnivora; Mustelidae. Gene Ontology annotation, biological process: positive regulation of BMP signaling pathway. Bases 4 to 2349 code for a protein of 781 amino acids.
GUAAUGUUGAAAUCAGGCACCAACAUACUUUACUGGAGAACUACUGGCAUCCUUAUGGGUUCUAAGGCAGUCAAGCCGGUUUUGGUAAAAAAUAUCACAAUUGAAGGGGUGGCAUACACGUCAGAAUGCUUCCCGUGCAAGCCGGGCACAUUUAGCAACAAACCAGGUUCGUUCAACUGCCAAGUCUGUCCCAGAAACACCUACUCUGAGAAAGGAGCCAAAGAAUGCAUAAAGUGUGAUGAGCACUCCCAGUUUUCGGAGGAAGGAUCCAGCCAGUGUGUGGAGCGACCUCCCUGCACCACAAAAGACUAUUUCCAGAUCCAUACUCCGUGUGAUGAGGCAGGAAAGACGCAAAUUAUGUACAAGUGGAUAGAGCCCAAAAUCUGCCGGGAGGAUCUCACAGAUGCUAUUAGGUUGCCCCCUUCUGGAGAGAAGAAGGACUGUCCCCCUUGCAACCCUGGAUUUUAUAACAAUGGAUCAUCAUCUUGCCAUCCCUGCCCUCCUGGAACAUUUUCGGAUGGAACAAAGGAAUGUAGGCCGUGUCCAGCAGGAAUGGAGCCUGCGCUUGGGUUUGAAUAUAAAUGGUGGAAUGUCCUUCCUGGCAACAUGAAAACUUCCUGCUUUAAUGUUGGGAAUUCAAAGUGCGAUGGAAUGAAUGGUUGGGAGGUGGCUGGAGAUCAUAUCCAGAGUGGAGCUGGAGGUUCAGAUAAUGAUUACCUGAUCUUAAACUUGCAUAUCCCAGGAUUUAAGCCACCAACGUCUAUGACUGGAGCCAUGGGUUCUGAACUGGGAAGAAUAACAUUUGUCUUUGAGACCCUCUGUUCGGCUGACUGUGUUCUAUACUUCAUGGUGGAUAUUAAUAGAAAAAGUACCAAUGUGGUGGAAUCAUGGGGUGGAACCAAAGAAAAGCAAGCUUAUACCCACAUCAUAUUCAAGAAUGCAACAUUUACAUUUACAUGGGCAUUCCAGAGAACGAAUCAAGGUCAAGAUAAUAGACGGUUCAUCAAUGACAUGGUGAAGAUUUAUUCUAUCACUGCCACUAACGCAGUUGAUGGGGUGGCGUCCUCAUGCCGUGCCUGUGCCCUCGGUUCUGAACAGUCGGGCUCAUCGUGUGUCCCCUGCCCCCCAGGCCACUACAUUGAGAAAGAAACCAACCAGUGCAAGGAGUGUCCACCUGACACCUACCUGUCCAUACAUCAGGUCUAUGGCAAGGAGGCUUGUAUCCCAUGUGGGCCUGGGAGUAGAAGCACUCAGGACCACUCAGUUUGCUAUAGUGACUGCUUUUUCCACCACGAUAAAGAAAAUCAGAGUUUGCACUAUGACUUCAGCAACCUCAGCAGCGUGGGCUCAUUGAUGAAUGGACCCAGCUUUACCUCCAAAGGAACCAAAUAUUUCCACUUCUUCAAUAUUAGUUUAUGUGGGCAUGAGGGGAAGAAGAUGGCUCUCUGUACCAACAAUAUAACAGACUUCACAGUAAAGGAAAUAGUGGCGGGGUCCGAUGAUUAUACGAAUUUGGUAGGAGCCUAUGUAUGCCAGUCAACUAUUAUUCCUUCUGAAAGUAAGGGUUUCCGAGCAGCCUUAUCAUCACAGUCCAUCAUUCUGGCAGAUACAUUUCUAGGAGUGACCGUUGAAACGACAUUGCAAAAUAUUAAUAUAAAAGAAGAAAUGUUCCCAGUUCCCUCUAGCCAAAUACCAGAUGUGCAUUUCUUUUAUAAGUCUUCUACGACUACGACAUCUUGUGUCAAUGGCCGGUCAACUGCUGUGAAAAUGAGGUGCAAUCCUACUAAACCAGGAGCAGGAGUGAUUUCAGUCCCCAGCAAGUGCCCAGCAGGCACCUGUGAUGGAUGCUCAUUCUAUUUUCUGUGGGAGAGUGCUGAAGCUUGCCCUCUGUGCACAGAGCAUGACUUCCAUGAGAUUGAGGGAGCCUGUAAGAGAGGAGUUCAGGAAACCUUGUAUGUAUGGAAUGAACCUAAAUGGUGCAUUAAAGGAGUUUCUUUGCCUGAGAAAAAGUUGUCAACCUGCGAAACAGUUGACUUCUGGCUGAAAGUGGGAGCAGGUGUGGGAGCAUUCACCGCGGUUUUGCUGGUGGCUCUAACUUGCUACUUCUGGAAAAAGAAUCAGAAACUGGAGUACAAAUAUUCCAAAUUGGUGAUGACAACUAACUCAAAAGAAUGUGAACUCCCAGCGGCAGACAGUUGUGCUAUCAUGGAAGGAGAAGACAAUGAGGAAGAAGUUGUCUAUUCCAAUAAACAGUCACUACUGGGAAAACUUAAAUCCUUGGCAACAAAGGAAAAAGAAGACCAUUUCGAAUCUGUUCAACUGAAAUCCUCAAGAUCCCCGAAUAUAUGAAAAGACAGUGCUGUAGCCUUCAGACUAAUGAACACAGAAACCUGAUCUCUAGUUCUACAGGACUGUAGCUUAGAUCCUGUCUUCAUAUCCAGCACGUUGGUGAUCUCACAGAGGGCCAUGCCGCUGAAAAGGGAAGGAGGUUGAAACGUUUGAUUGCCUUAUCACAUGUUCAAGUAUUUUGCCAAAAAUACAAAAGCAAAUGGCUUGGGUCUCAACGGAAGAUGAAACUCAACUCAGGAAGAGAUUAAUCUGUAAAUAGACAUAACUGAAAACCGAGGUUAAGCCCACCAGCGCACUGCUGAUGCAUGCCAUAUAAUUAAUGGGUAACUUUUAUUCUUUAUAACUUCUACAUAAAAAGUGUGCUUUGGAGGGCAGAUAUGAGCAUAUGCAUUGUGAUUCUAUUUAUGUCUUUUCUUUGUUUAUAGUUUGGGGGAAGAUUUGAAAAAUUUUAAGGUAUAGUUUUUUUCCCAUUAUUUAUUUUCCUGACCUUAAA